Molecule: messenger RNA, 1067 nt
Organism: Aspergillus aculeatinus CBS 121060
Lineage: Eukaryota; Fungi; Ascomycota; Eurotiomycetes; Eurotiales; Aspergillaceae
Exons: 1
Coding region: 91-630 (179 amino acids)
Source: RefSeq, a predicted model, not a curated record
GAGUGAAUCAUGUGCUUGUAGAACUAAAGCUCAAACCGACUAAGUAUACCAUCAGACAAACAACAACAACAACAACAACAACAACCCCCAAUGCGACACACAAACAACACCCCAGAGAUAAGUACAACCCAAAGCAGAACCACAGCACGCAUACACACCGUCUGGCCAUAUCCUCAGCAAUCACAAAACACAGCGAGGCCCAAGCCCCCCCGAUCUAACACCGAGCAGGAAUAUACUCCACCUCAACCUCGCAUUCUCUCUCCCUCUCCACCUCCACCUCCCAAACCCGCCCACAACGCCCCCAUCCACCCACAACAAGACACUCCUCCGGCUCCGCGAUCUCAACACAUUCCACCGCCCUCGCCCUCGCCGGGACACACCGGUACGCACAACGCACAUCCACCCACGCCGGCCGCGGCCGUUCCACCCGAAUGGGGAUCAGGGAUUCUUCGAUGGUCUGGCACCGGGACCGGCUUCUGCGGACGGUCGUGUAGGAGGGAGCAGCAGGAGCGGCCGCAAGACGACGACGCCGCGGGGAGUAGCACCGCGGUGGGGGGCGGAUGGGACUGCUGCUGCUGCUACUGUGUCCGUGACGAGAGUGGCUGCGGCUGCGGCUUCGGUAAUCCCUGAAACAAACGCUGCAGGUCUCCUCGGUGCAUUCCGUGAAGCACAUCGCGUGUCGUGUUCGCGUUGCUGUAUACGUAUACGUAUACCGUCGACUUGAUUUUCGUAUAGCGUAUAGCGUAUAGAAAGCGCACGGCGGCUAGGAAUGAGGGUGUAGAUCUAGAUGUGGUAGCAAGAGCAAGAGCAAGAGCGGUAAUAUGAGGUUGUGCUUGCUCAGACUAGGCUGAGCCUUUAGAACUGGUGGAUUUGCUCGACCUUAUGCACCACUCCAACAGAUCAGCCUCGGGACUCUUAUACCCAGGCUUGGGCACAGGAAUACCUAGUAACCUCAAAUUUGGGGGACCUGGGUGUGUUUCAGAUUUGGUGGCACAGCCCGCACGCUGAGGUGCAGUUUCCCUGGAUAUCAUUUCUCUUAAAGACAGACCUAAACUUCUCAAAGAUCG